Molecule: messenger RNA, 3055 nt
Organism: Polistes dominula (European paper wasp)
Lineage: Eukaryota; Metazoa; Arthropoda; Insecta; Hymenoptera; Vespidae
Biological process (GO): phosphatidylinositol phosphate biosynthetic process; intracellular signal transduction
Cellular component (GO): phosphatidylinositol 3-kinase complex
Molecular function (GO): 1-phosphatidylinositol-3-kinase regulator activity
Source: RefSeq, a predicted model, not a curated record
UUAAAAUAUGUGCUACACACAGACCAGUUCUUCUCCGUUUCUAAGAAAUUCAUCUUUAUUCACCGAAUGUACUCGAAUGGAAUCGCUUACUUCGGAUUGUACAAUUGACAGAAGGAAUCUAGGAACAGAACUGACAUGGAGUAAGAUGAAAUGUGUAGUCCUCGCGGUUGUCUUUUAAAUAUUGAUUUGUCUUGCGAAUGCAGAUCGUGUGACAAUCAUAAGUGUUAUUUUAAUAUGCAGCUUGGACAACAGCAAUGUUAUCAAUCCAAAUGGGCUGCAAACAAAGAAAGAUAAAUUAAAAUACUCUAGUUGGCAAGCUUUAUGGCUUCUAGAUUUUAUAUCAAAAUGGACCAUAUAAUGAGUACAAUUGGGUAUGCAGAUACGAAGAUGAUAAGGUAUUCGUGUAUUGUUUACAGUUGCUAUUUUCAGGGGGUUACUUGGGACUUCCAGAAAUUUUGGCUAUUGUAAAAUUAAUAACAGAUAUUUAAAUAGAUUUUGAAAUGGACUCCCCACCGUCAUGUUCACUCAGUGCUACCGGACCUUUAAGUGAUCUUGGUAGCAGUGGACUAGGGGGUUCCAUUUCUAGUGAUUCUGUGCGUGCUCAUCUUGCUAUCGAGAUGCAAGAAAGCGAUAUAGAAAGCAAAUCUUUAUCACAAGAUUCCUUUGAUUAUUCAGAUGGUAUGUGUGGAGAAAAUUUUAAUACGUUAAAGAAAGGGCCAGGUUGGAACGAUAUAGAUGGUAAAUUGGAGGUGGAAGUUGUCGACGUUGCUAUUAAACCGCCACCAGAGUUUCAAGAUAGUCCUUCGCCAGCUGAUUCUGAAUCUUUUUCCGCACCCAUUCUUAAUUAUGAACAAUUGUUGCAACACAAAGUUCCACAAUGUAUAGACGAAUUUGCUAAUAAUUUUGUAAAAUCUAUUAUCGAGGAGGCAUUGGCUAUAUCUUGUAGAAUAUCAUGGCCAGAAGGAAGGAUAGUGACUGCAUCACAUCCUGUUCCUGUGGUAACGCAUAACACACAUAAUCCUAAACGCAUAUGGGCAACAGAUUUCUUGACACCUUCUUGUCAAGGAACUACAACCAUUACGAUCACUCCGUAUAAUACCUUAAAUCGUCCAAAUUCACGAUGUUCUUUAGCUUCUUCGCGUUUGUCCAGUUCCCAUAAUUCUAUAAAUACUACAGGAUUAAGUCAUAAAGCUGAUGAUAGCAGUUUCAUAACUUCUGCUAUGUCGCACGAUGUUUUGACGACUAGUGAAAUUAGUGACAUGUAUAAUGUGCCCUUUGAUUCUGAUAUUUAUACUGUACCGAUAGAUGUAAUCAGGCCAUUGCAUGAUCUUAAGACACCACAAAGGCCUAAGCGUCAUAGACAUCAUCGUAAGAGAAGAAGAAACGUAUCCGCUAGUUCACAAAGUGAAUUAGUAACGCAUAUUCAACAGGCCAGACAUUAUUGUGGAAAAUCUCGUGCUGUAACGCAUGUUAUUAAGUCACAAAGAUUGCUAGCUGAAAUGUGUUGCAAUGAAGCUGGAAAUGGAAAACGUCAUAGUGUUCCAGGUACAUCUGGUCGUCAUGGAUCUAGAAUAUCAAAUGGACAUACACAUAAUAUUGGAGAACCAAUUCAUAUGACAUUACACGAAGUUCGGCAAUAUCUACAAACAUUAUAUUCAAGCUCCAGUGAUUCUAGUGAAAAUAAAAUUAAGCGCGACAAGGCCCCCAUAGGGCAUACGCCCAUACAUCUUGCAAUGCCAAAAGGUGUUACUGUAAAUAAUAAUAAUAGAUAUAGUAAUACACAUACUGAUUCUUCAACUGACACACCAAUUUCUAAUAAGAGUAGUAAUGGACUGAUUCAUAAUAAUAAUAAUAAUAAUAAUAACAAUAUUAAUAAUAAUAGUAAUAUUAAGAAGCACAAGAAGAAUUCAUUUGUCAGUAUUAAACAUAAGAAGGUAAGGGAAGAACCGCAUAAAGAGAAGGCUGAUUCUGAAAGGGAUAAAAUUAAAAAGAGUCAACGAAACUUUUCAUUAAAUUUAAAGCAAACGCUGUGCAAUAUCUUUAGAUUCAGACGCUUGGGGUCUCCCGAUCAUUUCGUAGAAAAAAGAAAUAGUAUCGUGCAGGGUGAAAUUGUUGAAGAGGAAGAAGGAGUCGAUUCUGACCAACACGUAAAUAACAACAAUACCACAUCAGAGGUAGAUACGUCUGCACAGAAAAUGCCUUUUUUCAAACGCGCAUUACCACCUCUGCCAAAAACUAAUGGGCAAGUAGGAGUAGAACAAGCAGAAGAAGCUCUUACAGCUAUGGUAUCCAAAUCAGAUUCUCCGAAUUCCGUACAACAAAUGCCAACUUCUGCUCCUCGAUCUGAAGAAGAAACAGUAGAAGAUACAAGUAUCGAUUUUGCUGCUAGUAUUGAAAAAGUUAAAGAUUAUGGCUGGUAUUGGGGACCUAUAUCAGGUGAAGCUGCAGAAAAAAUAUUGUCGAACGAACCGGAUGGAUCUUUCAUUGUUAGAGACAGCAGCGAUGAUCACUAUAUUUUCUCUUUAUCAUUUAGACUUAAUAGUUGCGUGCGACACGUUAGGAUAGAACAUGAUCAAGGUACUUUUAGUUUUGGAAGUUGCACGAAAUUCAAAUCCCAUACAAUCGUCGAUUUCAUUGAAAAUGCGGUAGAACACUCGAGAAGCGGACGUUAUCUUUUCUUUCUUCAUCGACGACCAGUGUUGGGUCCGAUGCGAGUGCAACUUCUGCAUCCAGUAUCCAGAUUUAAACAAGUUCAAAGUUUACAGCAUACAUGUAGAUUUGUCAUCUUAAAGAUGGUGCGCAGGGAUCUGAUCCCAACGUUACCUUUACCUCGUCGCCUCAUCGAUUAUCUUAGCACACCUCAUUACUACAGCGAACAAUUGGCUGAACAAGACGAGCGAGCAGAAUCUCCUGUUAGUUCUUCGACCGGUGAAUUGGAGAAGAUCUGUUUCACACCGCAAGGCCUAUCGUGAGGCUGUCAGAUGAUCGUAAAAUUUGUUAUGAUGAUGAUGAUGAUGAUGAUGAUGAUUACGAUGAUAAUGAUGGUGAUGAUAAU